This is a messenger RNA of Penicillium odoratum, 1215 nucleotides long. RefSeq names its product thiolase family protein. The transcript has 4 exons. Gene Ontology annotation, molecular function: acetyl-CoA C-acyltransferase activity. Bases 1 to 1215 code for a protein of 404 amino acids. Gene Ontology annotation, cellular component: peroxisome. The record is from RefSeq and is a predicted model, not a curated record. Lineage: Eukaryota; Fungi; Ascomycota; Eurotiomycetes; Eurotiales; Aspergillaceae. Gene Ontology annotation, biological process: fatty acid beta-oxidation; phenylacetate catabolic process.
AUGCUUCGAAGGACAGCAGGAGAGAUUCUGAAAAAGAGCCCAAACGAUGUGGUAAUUCUCUCCGCAGUGCGAAGUCCCAUCGCACGGGCAUUCAAGGGAGGUUUCAAAGAUGCGUACCCAGAAGAGAUUCUGAUGCCGGUCAUGCAAGCAGCCGUUAGGCGUGCAAAUAUCGAGCCGGGUCAGGUUAAUGACGUGCUAAUUGGGAAUGUUCUUUCGGAGCUGGGUUUUGCAAAGACCGGGCGCAUGGCUCUCAAUGCUGCGGGGUUCCCGAACUCCACGACUUUCCACACUGUCAAUCGGCAGUGUUCCAGUAGUCUGCAAGCGAUCACGCAUAUCUCGCAUUCAAUUUUAGCGGGACAGAUCGACGUCGGAAUUGGAGGUGGUGUGGAGAGUAUGACGCGGAAUUAUUCGACACGUGGAAUUCCAGUGGAUGUUUCGCCUUUACUGAAGGAGUCGCCAAAGAAGGAUGCGACAGAUUGUUUAUUGCCCAUGCUGCAGACUUCAGAAAAUGUCGCAUCGCGGUAUGGGAUUAGUCGACGUGAGCAGGAUGAGUUUGCCGCGGAGAGUCAGCGUCGUGCGACGGAGGCUCAACGAUCUGGCAGGUUUGCGAAUGAGAUCGUGCCCGUUCAAGUUAGAUCAAUCAGCGCAGGUAUUGACGAGGAGACAAUUACGGUGGUCGAGCGUGAUGAGGGCGUUCGUACAAAUGUGACUGCGCAGAAGUUGGCAACGCUGAGUCCUGUGAUAGAGGAUGGGUCUAGCACUGCUGGGAAUUCUUCUCAAAUUUCUGAUGGUGCCUCAAGUGCCAUACUUGCUCGCCGGUCCUGGGCCGAUGCUCACGGCUUGAAGCCCAUUGCCCGGUUUGCUGGCACCCAAGUCGCGGGCUGUGCGCCCGACGAAAUGGGAAUCGGGCCCAUUUUUGCGAUUCGAAAUCUUUACAAAUAUCUAAGAAUCGAAAACAAAGACAUCGACAUUGUGGAAAUGAAUGAAGCAUUUGCAAGCCAGUCCAUUUACUGCAUCCGUGAGCUGGGUCUGGACAUGAGCAAGAUUAAUCCGAAUGGUGGUGCCAUUGCUCUAGGACAUCCUAUCGCAGCGACCGGUGCCAGACAGGUCGCUACGCUGCUCUCGGAGCUUCAAAGACAAGGUAAAGAGAUGGGCAUCGUGAGCAUGUGUGCCAGUACCGGUAUAGGAGUGGCAUCUCUCUUCAUUCGCGAAUAA